AUGAGGACGAGGACGAUAACCAAGAAGACCCUGCUGCCGCCGAUGAAUAGGCUGAUCAUGAGGACCAGGCCACAAAGACAAAAGGAAGGGGAGGAAGGGGGGGGCAAUCGAGGGCGAGCCACCACACAUGCCAAGCACGUACUGGCUGAUAGCAACAUCAGCGUCGCUCCUCCACGCCACUCCCUUCGACAUGUUAACCCCACACCCAGCCAACCCACACCCAUUGACAACGCCACCUCUGCACCUGCCACUCAACGCCGCCGAGCCACCAAACCCCAGGCUAACAAAACUGACAACAGGAGGCACCCCCCCAAUGAAGAUGAGAGCCAUGACACCAAUGCCAAGGAGCAGAACAAGGACCCCGAGCAGGCCGAAACCAACGAAGAUGAGAAACAAAACGACGAAGACAAGGAGCCAAAUGAUGAAGACAAGGAGCCAAAUGACGAAGACAAGGAGUCAAACAACGACAACCAGCACACCAAGCAAGACAACCAACAGGACAACACCAAGGUGAACAAUGAGCAGGACACAAACCCCAACCCCAACCUCGACACCAAGACCACCUGUCAGCAUGCCAUGCACGCCACUGCCAACAACAUCACUAACACCACCGCCGCCACACGCAUGUGA
Laccaria bicolor S238N-H82 is the source of this 630-nucleotide messenger RNA. RefSeq lists its product as uncharacterized. Lineage: Eukaryota; Fungi; Basidiomycota; Agaricomycetes; Agaricales; Hydnangiaceae. The transcript is spliced from 3 exons. Bases 1 to 630 code for a protein of 209 amino acids. The record is from RefSeq and is a predicted model, not a curated record.